AUGGACAAAAGAGAUUCAACUACGUUUCGGAGUGCUUUGGGGAGUAUGAAGAGGGAAAGUUGGAUGGGUGCUUUGAUGAAAAGAAAGGCGUUAGUUCAUAAAUCCAAGAGCAAAUUUGGUGGCUACAUGGGGAUUUAUAGAACAAGGGUUGGUAUGCGAUUUGCAUACCAAGGCGUGUCAAGAAUUCAAGGUUCCAAGAAGAUGAGGAGCAAGGAGCUUGACAUAGAGGAUCUCUUUUCUACACAGGAGGUUUGGGUGGCCCAAGUGAAGAUUGCUGAAGUUUUGGCUCAUCAUGAUGUGGGAGGAGGAAGAGGAACCAAGGGCCGCAAGGAUGGAGAAGAAGUCGCAAUGAGGCAACAACACAGCAGGAGACCUGUUGGUUUUGGCCGAUGCUCAAAAUUGGCGUCUCUAUCUUCAAUUAGGGUUCUUGUGAGAACUAAGGGGGUUCAAGAUUUUAACCAAAGUUGUUCUUACAUACUAGUGAAUUUCUCGGUUGGAUUACCAAGAGGACAUAGGCACGAGGCCGAACAUUUAUAA
This is a messenger RNA of Prunus armeniaca (apricot), 537 nucleotides long. NCBI's taxonomy places the organism in Eukaryota, Viridiplantae, Streptophyta, Magnoliopsida, Rosales, Rosaceae. The record is from the annotation of a GenBank genome assembly.